Molecule: messenger RNA, 1043 nt
Organism: Acanthaster planci (crown-of-thorns starfish)
Lineage: Eukaryota; Metazoa; Echinodermata; Asteroidea; Valvatida; Acanthasteridae
Product: S-crystallin SL11-like
Biological process (GO): glutathione metabolic process
Molecular function (GO): glutathione transferase activity
Source: RefSeq, a predicted model, not a curated record
AGAAGUGCCUUUUCCCCUAGGGCCAACCUGUUACAUAAGGGCCACCAAUUUCUCCUGAAAGCACUUGCUUGAUUGCCUCUGCCAGGCGCCCCGCAAACCCAUUCCUCCGCGUAUCAACAAACCUCGAAGAUGCCUUCUUACAAGCUCACGUACUUUGAUGUUCGCGGAAGGGCCGAAACUAUCCGGAUGCUCUUUGCUGUGGCAGGGCAGAAGUUUGAGGACGUACGAAUCACGGAAGAACAGUGGCCUGAGACGAAAAAGAAGGUCCCAUUAGGUGCCCUUCCCGUCCUGGAGAUUGACGGUAAACAACUCAUCCAAAGUAAAGCGAUUGCCUCCUACCUGGCUAGAGAAUUUGGGUUCUACGGUGCCAAUAGCUGGGAAUCAGCCAAGAUUGACGAGAUAAGUGGGGCCGUGGAAGAUAUUUGGCUUCCUUACGUUCGGAUUAUCAUCUCCAGUGACGACAAAUCCAAAAAGGAUGCCGAGAUGAAGAAACACUUUGAAGAGAAAGCCCCCGUUUUCUUGAGAUUUCUGGAAGACCAGCUCUGCAAGAACAACGAAGGCGAUGGAUUCUUCGUCGGAAAGAAGAUUUCUAUGGCAGACUUGAACUUCCACACUUCCAUUGAAUCACUGGAGACUACCUCACUGCUGGGCCUUGAGAAAUACCCCAAGUUGACGGCUCUGAAGGCUCGCAUCUCGGCUCACGACAAGCUCGCGCCUUACUUGGCUAAGAGGGCCAAGACUGAUAUAUAAGAGACGUGACGAUAAAAAUAAAAGACCUUCAAAAUAUUUCUGUCGAAUUAGAGCACCAAGAAAAAAUAAGAGAUACAAUGAAAUCAGGAAAAACAAACAAGUGAAAACAAAACUAGAGAGAAAAGGCGACACUCAGUGAUUUUAUUUUUUUAAAAUGAAAAUUUCUUGUUCUAGCAGCGAUAGCAAGGUUUAACUAUUGUCACAAAUUGCAGAGAUAUGAACUUACAUUAUUUUAAUUUAAUAUUAGUCUUUUUCCCUUUCUGACUUACAGAGGCUAUUUUUAGGAAACCUUU